AGUCCUUGACUAGUCCUGGCGUUCCGUUCUUGCUCACGCCCUUGGGUUAGCCAUGGCCGGCGCUGUGGGCCGAGUUGUCCGGCGCUGCUACCCGAACGCACUGAGGAGUCCCCAGCAGGUCGCAGCACUUCAGCUGCACAUGAGUGAAACAGCAAUGGGAGCCAGUCAGAAGGACUUUGAAAGUGCGAUGAGUCAGGUGAAACGGUUGAAGGAUCCAGGAAAUGAAGUGAAGCUAAAACUCUAUGCUCUCUAUAAGCAGGCCACUGAAGGACCUUGUAAUACACCCAAACCAGGUGUGUUCGACUUAAUCAAUAAGGCCAAAUGGGAUGCAUGGAAUGCCCUUGGCAGUCUGCCCAAGGAAACUGCGAGGCAGAACUAUGUGGAUCUGGUGUCUGGUUUGAGUUCUUCCUCUGACUCCUCCAGCCAAGUGAAGCCUGAAGCAGACAGGAAACAAUCAGGGUAUGAAACCCUGGUGGUAACCUCUGAAGAUGGCAUCACAAAGAUCAUGAUGAACCGGCCUGCCAAAAAGAAUGCAAUGACCAUGCGGAUGUAUGAAGAAAUCAUGCUUGCACUCAAAGCUGCCAGCAAGGAUGACUCUGCCAUAACUGUCCUAACAGGAAAUGGUGACUACUACUCCAGUGGGAAUGACCUGACUAAUUUCACUGAUAUUCCUUCUGGCGGAGUAGAGGAGAAAGCUAAAAAUAGCGCCAUUUUACUGAGGGAUUUUGUAGACUGUUUUAUAGAUUUUCCUAAGCCUCUGAUUGCAGUGGUAAACGGUCCAGCUGUGGGCAUCUCCGUCACCAUUCUUGGACUCUUUGAGGUUGUGUAUGCGUCUGACAGGGCAACAUUUCAUACUCCUUUCAGUCACCUAGGCCAAAGUCCAGAAGGAUGUUCUUCUUAUACUUUUCCGAAGAUAAUGGGCCCAGCCAAGGCAGCAGAGAUGCUGAUUUUUGGAAAGAAAUUAACCGCUGCAGAGGCAUGCGCUCAAGGACUUGUUACUGAAGUGUUUCCGGAUAGCACUUUUCAGAAAGAAGUUUGGACCAGGCUGAAAGCAUAUUCAAAAUUGCCCCCAAAUGCCAUGAGAAUUUCAAAACAGAUGAUCAGGAAUAGGGAGAAAGAAAAGCUACAUGCUGUUAAUGCUGAGGAAAGCAGCACCCUCCAGGAAAGAUGGCUGUCAGAUGAAUGCAUGAACGCGAUCAUGAACUUCCUAACCCGGAAGGCCAAACUGUGAUGCCUGUCACAGAAACGUUAAACAUUUCAGAGGAAGGGAUGUGCUAUCAUUUGUGAUUUUCAGUAGUUGAACUGAAUAAAGUUUGCCUUUUUUCAGUGCUGAAA
This is a messenger RNA of Suricata suricatta (meerkat), 1335 nucleotides long. It is a transcript of the gene ECI2, whose product is annotated as enoyl-CoA delta isomerase 2. Lineage: Eukaryota; Metazoa; Chordata; Mammalia; Carnivora; Herpestidae. Bases 53 to 1231 code for a protein of 392 amino acids. Gene Ontology annotation, molecular function: fatty-acyl-CoA binding. The record is from RefSeq and is a predicted model, not a curated record. The transcript has 10 exons.